AUGAUGAGGUGCCACGUAGAGCUCACACAUAAACUGUUGUGUCCCGCGGUGCAGAGGAAAGAACAUUUGCUCUUCCCGCUCCCGAGUCUCUGCUUCCCCAGUGAGGCAGUGAUCCCCUCUCUCGCCAUUUUCGCCGUUCGUCUAGCCACCGUCGCGUUCAAGGUUCCCCUCUCUCUCUCUCUCUCUCUCUCUCUCUGAAAUAUUUUCGACACCCCCCCCCCCCCGAGUCUCCUGCUUCCCCAGCCACCGAAACAGCCCCUCCCUCCUCGAUGAAACCGAAACCCAUAAAACCCUAAUUUCGAAAAAUCGAGCUCUGCUAGAGGCAAAAGGGGGAGCUUGCAGAAGGGAUUCUGUUGCCGUAAAAAUCACAUCGAAAGCAAAGCACUUUCCUUGCUGUGGCUUCAUUUUAGGCCUUCAUCCGAGAUUCAGAGUCAAUUCCCUUGCAUUCCUGUUCUCAAAUCCAAUCCAUUAUUCAAUUACGAAAACUCCAUUUUUUUUUUGCGUGAAAUCAGUGCAUCUGUUUUACCCCAUCCUGAAGUGGCAAUCUCAAUGCUCGCAGAGAGAGAAAGAGAACUAGACGAUCAAGAAAGAGCCCCAAGCUUAGUCUGCACCUACGAGCAAUUCAACUUUCGCCACUCUUACUCUUCCUACAUCACUCUUAUCCUUAAACUCGGCCGUGGCAAACACCUCUCUCUCAUUGACCACCUUCUCUUUCGACUCAAAUCAAUUGACAUGGUCACCCCAUCCCUCUUCUCCCAUGUUAUUAAACUCUAUGGUGAGGCUCAUAUGCCUGAUAGGGCCCUCAAGACCUUCUAUACCAUGAUCGAAUUUGGUUGUAAGCCUUCCACCAAACACUUGAACCGCAUUCUUGAGAUUCUUGUUUGUCACCGGACCUAUAUUCGACCAGCUUUUGACCUUUUCCGAAAUGCCCAUCGCUACGGUGUUGAACCUAAUACAAAAUCUUACAAUGUUUUGAUGCGUGCGUUUUGCUUUUGUGGAGAUCUCAGUAUUGCAUACAAGCUGUUCAAUGAAAUGUUUAAGAGGGAUGUUUGUCCGGAUGUUCAGUCGUAUCGGAUUCUGAUGCAGGGCCUGUGUAGACAAAGUCAGGUGAAUACGGCGGUGGACUUGUUGGAGGACAUGUUAAACAAAGGGUUUGUACCAGACACGUUGAGUUAUACCACUUUGUUGAAUAGUUUGUGUAGGAAAAAGAAGCUAAGGGAGGCAUAUAAGCUUCUUUGUAGGAUGAAAUUUAAGGGAUGCAACCCCGAUAUUGUUCACUAUAAUACAGUUAUUUUAGGAUUUUGUAGAGAAGGGCGUGCAAUGGAUGCUUGCAAGAUUCUUGAGGAUAUGGCAUCAAAUGGGUGCUUGCCGAACUUGGUCUCAUAUCGAACUCUAGUUAAUGGAUUAUGUGAUGCGGGAAUGUUUGACGAGGCAAAAAAAUAUAUGGAGGAAAUGACAACAAAAGGAUUAUCUCCACAUUUCUCUGUCAUUCAUGCUCUAGUCAAGGGGUAUUGUAAUGUUGGUAGGGCCGAGGAAGCUUGUGGAGUACUAGGGGAGGUGCUAAAGCACGGGGAAGCUCCUCAUGUCAAUACUUGGAUGACAAUAAUACCCAGGAUUUGUGAAACUGGAGGAUUGGGAAAAGUUUUGGAAGAUAUUAUGAGGAUAGAAAUAAAGCGUCACACUAGAAUAGUGGAAGCAGGUGUUAGUUUGGAGGACUACCUUAUCAGGAAGAUACAAGUUAACCCAAGGAAAUCUUAAUUUGUAUUUUGGUAAAUGGCCAACUGGUUUGUUCUUACCUUUAUAACAUGGGGGAUGCUUACAUUUAU
Juglans microcarpa x Juglans regia is the source of this 1826-nucleotide messenger RNA. RefSeq names its product pentatricopeptide repeat-containing protein At4g01400, mitochondrial-like. Gene Ontology annotation, molecular function: protein binding. Lineage: Eukaryota; Viridiplantae; Streptophyta; Magnoliopsida; Fagales; Juglandaceae. The record is from RefSeq and is a predicted model, not a curated record.